Messenger RNA from Mercenaria mercenaria, 4887 nucleotides. RefSeq names its product carbohydrate sulfotransferase 14-like. The transcript has 3 exons. Lineage: Eukaryota; Metazoa; Mollusca; Bivalvia; Venerida; Veneridae. The coding region runs from base 422 to 1588 and encodes 388 amino acids. The record is from RefSeq and is a predicted model, not a curated record. Gene Ontology annotation, molecular function: sulfotransferase activity. Gene Ontology annotation, biological process: carbohydrate biosynthetic process. Gene Ontology annotation, cellular component: membrane.
UCUGAAAUUGAGUUUAAAAAAAUCUUGUUUAUUCACGUCGUUCCACUUGGAGUAAAAAAGAUCUUUUUCAUAACGUUCGUAAUGAGACAGAUAUUAUGCGGAAAUAUCAAAUGUAAUCAAAAUUCGAAUACUGGGUUAACAUCAUAUCAUUCUCACUUUCUCUGUUAUUAAUAUGAAGUAAAAUUUAUUGAAUUAACUUUAAAUUAUAAAUCAAAUGUGUUAUUUUUCACGUAAAUAACAGUUUUGCGGAAUUCUCUGUUUACGUCUUAAAGUAAAUGUAAAUUUAAAAGAAAUCAUAAUAAUACAGCAAAAGACAAACAUAGAAUGGCGUUAAUCAUGACAAGAAAGGGAUUUAUUAGAAGAAACUAGGGAAUGAAACUGGACUUUACAACACACACGUACAGACCUGGAUGUUGGACUAAUGGAAACACAGCUUGUUGAUUCCAAGAGGAAAUUUCUGUCAAGAUUUUUCUUCAGUAAACUGAUGCUCGUUGGAUUAUUUGUAUUCAUUUUGCUGCUGGUACAUCAUGCUGAGAUACCUAUAUUAGUAGGAGAAAGCCGAACGGAUCUCAUUCAACCCAAAAUAUCAUAUGCAGACUCCAAAGUUCGAAAGACGCUCAAGAAAAACUAUAAAGUUGAAACUGAAGGAGCUAUAUACAGAACAGAAGAUAUGUCCAUGAAACAUCACGAAAUAAAGUACAUAAACAAAACGAAUUAUCUAAGUGAUGGAGGUAGGAGACUGAAAGAAUCGAUAUAUUAUGGAAAGGACGACGGAAGUGAUUAUAUCAAAACUAAAUAUAUAAUGCACAAGUUGUUAAAUGAAAACGGACAAAACCUUUCAGCGAGACAACGCGCAAAUCUUGUCAAGGAAAGAUGUCAAAUAUUUCUGAAAGAAAACAAUUUACGACUUAAUCCCAAUAAAAAAUGUAAAUUUGAUCGCGAAUUUAUGGUUAGUCGAAGUUAUAACUUAACCGUUUGCUACAACUGUAAAGUGGCUUCGUCGAAUAUAAAACGCGUUCUUUAUGUUCUCGACCACAACUUUACUGGCGACAUCAACAAUCUCUCUACGCUUAUGACAGGCUUGUACUGUAGGACGUUAAUGGACGAUUUCCAGCAAAUUAUGUCUGAGAAACGCCAUAAUAUCAAUGUAAUGUUAGUCAGAGAACCACUAGAAAGGUUACUAUCUGCAUACAGAGAUAAACGUCCUUAUUGGGGGUACUUUAAAAACCCUUCGUUUCCAUUUAAAGAAUAUUUGAAACUUAUUUUAGAUGAAAAAAUGAAAAAAAUGGACAGACAUAUUUAUCCAUAUUUUGAAAGGUGUCGGCCGUGUGAAAUGCAAUACGAUUUUAUUGUUGCCCCAAACCAGUUUGACGAUGAUGUAAAAACAAUGUUACAAGCGAUCAGUGCAAGUAGAAAACCUGAUGUACCAAAAAGAAAUGAGACGGGUUAUGCUCCAAAAUCAAGUGAUAAGCUGUUAAAACAGUACUUCAGCAAAAUUCCAAAUGACAUGAUACACAAACUGUGGGAGAUAUACUAUAAAGACUAUUACAUAUUUGGAUUCCCUUAUCCAUCACAUCUGAUGCACUGAUGAAACUGGAAGUUGUCAAUGAUUUUCCCAAGCGACCCCAACUUGAAAGAAAUAUGUCGUAAAGAGAGGCUGAGAUGAUACUCUAUAAUUGUUUAAUAAUGUCAUAUCUCUUUUCAAAAAUGUCGAUGUAAGCGGAAUAUUUUAUUCUCUCAACAUGGAUCAAGUACUGAAACAGUCAAGACCUUUUGUUAAUCACCUUUGGACUGGUCGAUGUAAAGGAAAUAUUUUUCAUAAACUGAACUGAGAAAUAUAUUUCGUCAUUCGUAAACGCCUAAGGACUGCUCGAAUUAUUAAAUCUUUAGUAUAUCGCAUUCCAGAGAGGACCUUUAUAUCAUUUCGACAGUAAUUGGCGGGCUAAACGAUGUACAAUGUAGUGCGUGCGUAUGUGUAUGUGCGUGCGUACGCGUGUGUGUGAGUGUGUGUGUUUUUAAUUUCUGUCAGACAUUUUUCAAAUGUUUUGUCAAUGUCGACUAUACAGUUGUGAGCAAAUGAACAUGUGGAAUCUAUGUCUUUUUUCAGGAAUCGUUUAUUUUGUAGGGUAAAAGUUGUAAUCAAAACCACAGUAUGUGUUUCUACAUUAAAAGUAGACUAGCUACCAACACCAGCGCACUGCCCUCUUCCCACAUACAGAGUAUGCGCAGAAGGUUAGCCGGCGACGUUAAAAGUUAUUUUGUCGUCGUUUCUUUCUACACCGUUCGCUGACUACAAUCAAGUUAAAAAAUAGUAAAACAAUCUCUCGCCAAAAUAUAGAUAAUUCCGUAAUUGUUUUAAAUAAAAUCUGGAAAGUAGAUCCCUCGGAAGCACCGAGAACAAGGCAAAUAGUGAAAAUUGCAGACUCGGUUUGAUUGAGUCUGUUCAUGGGCAGUAAUAGAAAAAGCAACACUGCCCACGCCCCCUAGCACCGGCUUAAGCAGUAUUAAAAGCCUUAUUGUCAUUUUUAACUUAAGAGCUGCACUUCGUGAUGAAUGAACUUUAACACUUUGUUAAAAUAAUAUGCCGUUAAACUUGGUUUGUUAGCAUUAUCAGUUUGUAGUUUGGCAUGACUCGACUAUGCAAGAGUCUGAAAAAUCCUCAAACUUAGAAUUGUGUUCUGAAAAGAAUUUACAGAUACGCGAUUACCUUCGGAAGAUUAGAGAUACCAGCACAGAAUCCUUGAACUUAUUGUAUUUGAUUUAUUCGAUUUCCAUUCUGCUGACUUGAAAAUAUUUGCACAUUGAAAUAGUUGAUCAAAAUGCCACUUUUGCUGUUUGUAUGAACGUAUUUGUUCCGGGAGAUCCCCCAGUAAUGUUGUUAUAGCUUCUGCCCAACCCUUUUGAAUAUUUACAUUGAUGUAUUUAUGUAUGCAUGUUGUAUGUGUGUGGAUAAAAUAAGUAAACAUAUACAUGUACAAUAAAUUAUGAUUAAACUAAAUCAAAUUGCCGUUCUUGCUAUCGGUGUAAACAUGUAUUUGCUGAUUGUAGUAUUUAAUCAAACUGCCAUUUGAACAUAUUUGCAUAUUGUAAUCUUUAACCAAAACAAUGCCUUCUUUACUAUUUGUAAGAUUGUUAAGCCUGAAUCAAAAAUGCCAAUUCUGCUAUUGGUGUGAACAUUUUUCUCUAUGUAGUCUUUAAUCAACUUGCUAUUUGAACAUAUUUGCAUAUUGCAGUCUUUAACCAAAACAAUGCCAUUUUUAAUUGCUAUUAGUAAAAUUGUUUAGCCUGAAUAAAGAAUGCCGUUUCUUCAAUUGGUGUAAACAUUUUUCUCCUUGUAGUCAUUAGCCAAAUUCUAUUUGAACAUAUUUGUACAUUGUUGUAUUUCUCCAAAUUGCCAUUUUUGCGAUUAAUAAGAUUGUUUAGCUUGAAUAAAAAAGGCAUUUCUGCUACUGGUGUGAACAUAUUUCUCCUUGUAGUCAUAAUCAAAUUGCUAUUUGGACAUAUUUGUACAAUGUUAAUUCUAACCACAUUGCCAUUUUUGCUAUUGGUAUGAACAUACUUGUACACUGUUGUUUUUAACCAAAUUGCCAUUUUUGCUGUUGAUAUGAAACUGCGAAACACAAUACAUAUUGUUUGCAAAGAAAAUUUUGCUAAAGAAAUUCCCUACAGUUCGACUAUGAACUCAAUUUACAGUGAUUCCAAUUUAAGAAGUUCACGCAAACAAUUUGCAAAAGAGAAAUUCCGAUGUAAAACUAAUGAUAAAUGAUGAUAAAUGAAAGGUAUGGUCCUAACGGGAUUGUAGAAACCAUUUAAUGUUUCUGUAUAAAGGAGUUCCGCGUGCUAAGGAGAGGAGCGUGAGAACUGUUGCACUGUUUACUUCUCAUGAACAGACUCAGUCAAUAACCGAGUCUGCUGUGUUAGUACCGUUAUUCCAUCCAAACAAUCUUCUUGUAGAUCUUACUUUUAAACUGGUUUCAAAUUUUACUUAAACAUUUCCAAUUUCAGAAUUAUCAAAACGUUGAUGUGUUUGUUUUAGUUUAUAGUCACGCCGACACAAUCAAAAUUAAUGUCAACGUCUUGGUGGAAAAAUAUCUCAUGCAUAAUACCCAACCAGCUAGCUUACAGAGGGUCAGGGUUUCCUCACAUGGAGAUUUCAACGUCUCGAGCCUCUUUCGAACAUACAUCGGUGAGGGUCAAGUGAUUCUAAGUCAGUUACUUUAACCACUCGGCCCCUCCAUCUAUUUGUGGUCCUGUACUAUAGAUGAGAAGUGACGCUCAGUCUACAAAACAUUUGAUGUUCUGUUUUGCUAGUUUUUGUGUAUCUUGUUUUUCUUUUUUGUUUUAUCUUUACUUUUCUCUUAUUUUGCGAAUGUAAGCACAACAAACAACACAAUGAUAGUAAAACGAUUUAUUAGGUUGCUUGACACUAAAUGUGUCGGUGUUUUUCAUGUCUUAACGUUACUGUACAUACGUAUUAUAUAAAAGUUUAAAAAAGUAGUAAAUGACCGCAUGUCUAACAUACAUACCUUCAAGCUGAUUACCAUAUAUUACCAUAUAUUUGUCAUAUUUGGUUAGAAAGCCAUAAAAAUAGUACCAAUGGAAUCUGGAACACGUUAUAAACACGACUUAAUACGGUAACACCUACCGUUAUUGUUCCCAUCGCUCAUAUGAUCCAAAGGUCAAUUUACCGAUAUACAGAUCGGUGUCAACAAAAUAAGAGUUUCUACCUAAAGUUUUACCCUUGUUUUGUUGUAAAAUUAGCGAGAAAAAAAAUCUUGAAAAUUUAGGUUCGUCAGCUCAACACUACACAAAGCAACAAAUGCAAGCUGCUGGAGGCUGUGUGAGAAAAUGCAACUGAAUUUGGGAAACCCAUGUUAUUUAUCAUGC